Trichomonas vaginalis G3 is the source of this 2955-nucleotide messenger RNA. Its product is annotated as armadillo (ARM) repeat-containing protein family. Lineage: Eukaryota; Parabasalia; Trichomonadida; Trichomonadidae. The transcript has a single exon. The coding region runs from base 1 to 2955 and encodes 984 amino acids. The record is from RefSeq and is a predicted model, not a curated record.
AUGGAUUCAUCAUUAGUCAUCAAAUAUUUUCGAGAUUUACAGACAAAUGAUGACUUGAUCAUCAAAAAUUCGUCAGAUAAACUUACAGAACUCACCAAAACACUUGAUUUCAUUCCAAUUUUAAUCGAUUUGUUAUCCAAUGACGACGAUUUUAUUCAAAAAGAAGCAUGUACUUUAUUAAAUAGGACAAUACAACUAACCAAAUCAGAAUUAGAUCCAGAAAACGCGAAAUUGUUUCUUCUCAAAAUCAUUCCAAUAUUUAUUAGCUUUGAUUCAGAUUUAUCAUACUUAAUUUUCCCUGCUAUACAUAAUCUCGCGCUUGCUUUUGAUAGUAACCAAUUCUUUUUAGAAUUAAUCAAUUCUCUCCAUCAAUCUAACGAUAAAUUACAUCUGAUGCUUCUUUGUCUCAUUUCAACAGUUGAUCCCACACCAAUUACUUCCCUUGAAAUAGAAUUAAUGCGAGAUCUAAUUUUAACAGAAGAUACAAGAACUUUUCAUAUAGUAAUGAUGUUAAUUUUAUCAAUAGUCGCAUUUAGUAAUAUACAAAAUGAUGAAAUGGAAGAAAUUAACAAAAUAUUUCAAGAAAGUCUUUUAUACUACAUUAAAAGCAAUAAGACUGAACAUGUUCGUGAAAUGUACUGGUUAAUUUCUGAAGCAUUCUCGAAAAUGGUCAAAAUAAUGAAUGUUGACGAAAUUUUCAAUGAAUUACUAGAAGAAUUGCAAAAAUCAACCUCAAAUAAGAUGAAAAUAUCAAUUCUAUCUAUCAUUUACGUUCUCGUUGGCGAAAAUUCAGAUACAGAAUUCGAACAAAAUGUAAUUGAAGAUAUAAUGAGUUUAAUCAUUCAGGAACUCAUUGCAAUAUAUGAUCCUGAUCAACCAUAUUUAGAUCAACUUAUUGUAAGCUUUAGUAAUCCUUUAUUGCUAUUUUUACAAAAAUUACCAGAAAAUAUCCAAAAUAAUUGGAUUUUGGAAAAAGUUAAAGCAUUGAUCGAUCAAAACGAUGAAUCAUGUUAUGUUGUUGCAGUCUGUAUAUUACAAUUAAUAGCUGAAGAAAAUUUAAAUAUUUUCGACGAAACUCAAUUAGAAAACAUAUAUUCUACGAUGCUAUUGUUACUAUCUGAAGGAAAUACUAAUAUUAGAAUGGCUGUUUUAGAUUUUUAUCGAUCAAUUUUCGAAGAUCUAAUUUUUAGUGUCGAAACGUUUCCUUUUGAAGACACAAUCUCUGUCUUAUUCGAAUUAUAUCAAAGCGAAGAGUUUCCAGACGCUUUGGAUAUAAUUUACAGAGUAAUUUUGAGAAUGAAAUCAACAGAUGCCAUUUUUGAUGAUUUAUUCAAUACAAUUAAGGGCUUUCUUAAUGAAGAACAGAAUAUCAAUGCACAAUCUUCAUUAAUUAUGAUACUAAGUGCUGCAUUUAAGAAUUCACCUGAAAUUUUGAAAAAUCAAAGCGAUAACAUUUGCUCAUUCUUACAGGAAAACCUUUUAUUUGAUGGAUCAGUUGAUAUGGAUAUAUUGAAUUGUUUCCUGGCUUGUUUAUCAAAUUGUAUUUCAUGUUAUCCUAAUUUUUAUAUAGAACAUCAUGAAUUUGUUCAUCAGACUGUUGCAUAUGCCAUUCAAUUCAAAAAUAUUCAUUUCAUAAUUCACAUUGAAUGCAUAAUUCGUGCGAUUUCGAAUUAUUCAACAGAUUUUGUGACACAAAAUGCAGAGCAGAUACUUAUUUCAGCUAUAGAAUUCCUCAAAAUAGCCGGCCAAAUGUUCCUCCCCGUACAUUAUGGCUUUUGCUUGGAAUUAAUUACGUAUGAUUUGACAAUGAGCAUUGAACUAUUGAAGAAUGAAGAAAUAGCUAACAAAAUCAUUGAAGUGAUCAAGGAUUCCGUAAGUUACUCUAUUCAAACUGAUCAAAACUUGAUUUCUUCUACUGUAGAUUUAGUUUUUGUUUCUUUGAAUGGUCUCUCGGAGAAUGAACAAAUUUGCAAUUCAAUAUUGGAAAUAUUGAAUCCUUAUAUUACAUACGCAAUGAAUCAGAUUUCCGAUUCAAAAUCAGUUUUAAUUUUGAAAUCAAUAAAAGAUAGGAUCAGAAUAAGGGCAUUUGGCAAUAAUGAUAUAGCCAUAAUACAAAAGGUUCUAGAUCGCAUGAUAUUUCUGUCUGAAAGACCCUUUUUCAAUCACAAUCAAAGGGAAAUUUUAGAAUUAGCUUUCACAUCGAUAUUCUUGAUAUCUGAAUCAUCAAAUGUAGAUGCCGUAACCCAGUUUGCUCAAAAUAACAUUGAAAAGUUUAUGAUUCUUUUCCAAAGUACGGAAAAAAUCCCAUUUUAUGCAUUUAAGUGCAUAGAAACCUUUAUAUUAAAGCGCUAUCUAAGUGAUAGCAAUUUGAAUGAUAUAGUUGUGCUUUGCAAUGAAAAAAUUAAUGAUUUAGAAUUAAAUUUCUGUCAUAUAUUAAAUGUCAUUGCAUUAAUAUAUCCGAUGUUCAUUCCAUCGUUUUUGGAACGAGUUUGCACAAUAUUUAUGUCACUUUCCCAAUCAGAAGAAAAGAAUCCUAAUUUAGAAGAUUUGGUUUCAUUAUUAUGUGUCAUAUUCUGCAAGAGUGAAGGAAAUCCAUUCUCAGAAGAAAUACACAGAUUAAUUCUUAGUUAUUUACCAUUCAAAAAUGAUUUUAGCUAUAAUGUUAAUGCUAUCUCGUAUCUGCUCGUAUUAGGACAAGAAUUACCAGAUAGUUUAGCUGAAAUCUACACCAAAUGCAUGGCAGAGCAUUUAUGUCAUCCAUUUGCAGAUUUUCCAAAAUUACUCUAUCCAAACAAUUCUGUUCAGAGUCUUGCAAUCGCAUUUUGCAAGAUGAUCGAUCCAAAUAAUUUUGAUGCAUCAAUUCUCUAUUUACUGAAUAAUAAUUCCGAAAAAUCAGAAAUCCUUAAAAACACUUUGUUUGCUAUCUUAAUGCAAUCAAAUUCAGGCGAAGCAUAA